GGGACUUGCGGUUGUUGCUAAGUUAAAAAAAAAAAAAAAGAUGAGAGGCCUUCCCAAGCUCUUCCCCACAUUGUCUCGGCGCUCGCUGUCUCAUCAGCAACGUUUAGGCACGGCUAUUUUGGUCGACUCGCUCGUCUUCCAAAACCUUACGUCGGCCAUUGGAUUUGUUUCCCACGGCCGUUUAGGUGUUUUACUGACCUAAGACACGUAUCAGCGGGGUCCGAUCUCUUCUAGCUCGCGUGGUGUCUGGUUCACUCGCAACAACCGCCAUGGGACGUUUCGGAAACUUCCUGGAUCGCGUCCAGCAACAUGUCAAAGAGAAGUAUGGACAUCUUGCUUCUCCUGAGCCCGACAAUCAGCCUCCAAGCUGGCCGAACAGUUCGUGGCCCGCCCAGGAGGCAGGCCCUGCUUAUUACCCAGCGAGGCCGGCCGCCUCCGGAACUGGACCAAAGACCGUGUUCGCCCAUUUCAUCGUGGGAUGCGCAGCUGCCAUGACCCCCGAGGAGUGGGAGUCGGAUAUCAUCGAGGCCAAGAAGUGCCAUAUUGAUGGCUUUGCACUCAACAUCGCUCCACAGGACAGCUACACCGACCAUGUCCUUGAGAAUGCCUACAGCGCUGCGGAAAGGAUCGGGAAUUUCACUCUAUUCCUUUCCUUUGACUAUGGCUCAGGAGGCCCGUGGCCCGUGGAGCGUGUCAUUCACUACAUCAACACCUUCCAGCGACGCAGCGCCCAGUAUUUCUACCAAGGAAGGCCGUUGGUUUCCACCUUCAUAGGCGUGUCGAAUGCAGAGGACUGGAUCGACAUCAAACGGGCCACGAACUGCUUCUUCGUUCCAAGCUGGCCCGACUGCGGCCCUGCCGCGAUCGUGGACCACCUCCACGUCGUCGAUGGUGCCUUCAGCUGGGACGCAUGGCCGAUUGGCGCUGAGCAGAAAAGCACGGCCAGCGACGAACACUGGAUGCAGUCCCUGGCUGGUCGACCGUACAUGAUGCCCGUCUCGCCUUGGUUCUAUACGAAUUUGCCUCAGUGGGAUAAAAACUGGCUGUGGCGCGGCGAUGAUCUCUGGCAUUAUCGUUGGGAGCAGGUCAUGAGAUUACAACCCGCUUUCGUCCAGAUUAUCAGCUGGAAUGAUUACGGUGAGGCACACUAUAUCGGACCCAUCCACGAGGCCGGCGUCCCCGAUGGGGCAGGUCGCUAUUGUUUUGGUCACCCGCACGAUGCCUGGAGGGCGCUGCUACCGCAUUACAUAGACGCUUACCGGAACGGCGGGAUGGUUGACCACAGCCGACCCCGAGACCAUCUAUCUUUUGAAGAUAAGAUCGUGUACUGGUACCGAGUGAAUCCCAGUCACGCUGGUAGUGCCAACGGGACGACGGGCAACAACCCGGGCGUGGGCCAGGAGGAGUUGAGACCGGGCGAUGUAUCGCAGGAUCGCGUAUUUGUCAGCGCAAUCGUGGGCAGCCCGAGUGAAAUCCACAUCCAGAUUGGGGAAGGUGAGCCUGCUAUCCUUGAAGCUCCGGGGGUGGGUGUGCACCACUGCUCGAUUCCAUUUGAUGGACAAACAGGGGAGGUGAGAAUUACGAUUGUGCGCGACGAGCAGGUGAUGGCCUCGGUAACUGGACCAGCCAUCACAGAGGACUGCGAGGAUGGCAAUGUGAAUUGGAAUUGUUUUGUGGGAUCGAGCGACUAGAGGGAGUGAAUUGACGACAGGGCAUAUCGUGAGGAUCGGAUUGGGAUAUGGAGAUAUGGAGAUAUGGCUCCAGGCUGUAGAUAAGGUGUGACACAAGUACAAGAGAGAAUGAUGGAUAAGUUGUUGUGACAGGAGAUUGUUUGCAAUGAGCUAUGAUCGCCACUUUAAACAGCAAUUAAUCAGAUACUAU
This is a messenger RNA of Aspergillus homomorphus CBS 101889, 1881 nucleotides long. Its product is annotated as glycoside hydrolase family 71 protein. The record is from RefSeq and is a predicted model, not a curated record. Gene Ontology annotation, molecular function: glucan endo-1,3-alpha-glucosidase activity. NCBI's taxonomy places the organism in Eukaryota, Fungi, Ascomycota, Eurotiomycetes, Eurotiales, Aspergillaceae. Gene Ontology annotation, biological process: mating projection tip cell wall disassembly. The transcript has 4 exons. Bases 270 to 1691 code for a protein of 473 amino acids.